Molecule: messenger RNA, 381 nt
Organism: Paramuricea clavata
Lineage: Eukaryota; Metazoa; Cnidaria; Anthozoa; Malacalcyonacea; Plexauridae
Source: the annotation of a GenBank genome assembly
AUGACUUGGUCUGUGCCACCAGUGAAAGCAGAGUUUGUAGUUUCCAAAGAGCCUUUUGGAGAGGGAGGGUUUAGAAGGGCUUAUAGAGCAACAAGUUCUACUGAUGAUUUCAAAGGCCAAGAGUGGGUGGUCAAGAAAUAUUUACCUACAACCUUGGCAUGCUUACAGGAAACAGGGCAAUCGGCUGAAGAUCACUCAAAGAAAAUUGUCCAGACCCAUAUGUUAGCUGGCAAUUUUGCUGAGCAGCUUCAGUCUUCCAUUGCCACCAAAUGCCUAAGUGAAUUUGGCGCAACAUUUUCUUAUAACAAAGUUUAUAUGGGUAGGAUUGAGAGUUCAUCAGAAUAUGUCACCAUUGCGGAGUUCAUCGAAGGCAAAUUUUGA